Messenger RNA from Solanum verrucosum, 329 nucleotides. RefSeq names its product monothiol glutaredoxin-S1-like. The transcript has a single exon. NCBI's taxonomy places the organism in Eukaryota, Viridiplantae, Streptophyta, Magnoliopsida, Solanales, Solanaceae. Bases 18 to 329 code for a protein of 103 amino acids. The record is from RefSeq and is a predicted model, not a curated record.
UCAAGGUCUAAAUUAACAUGGAUAUGGUGAUGAAGUUGGGAGCAGAAAGUCCAGUGGUGAUUCUUAGCAAGAGCACUUGCUGCAUCUCUCACAGCAUCGAAACCCUAAUUCGAGGUUUUGGGGCAAACCCUACCGUUUACGAGCUCGAUAAACUUUCAAAUGGGAAGGAAAUGGAGAAGGCAUUGAUUGAAUUACUAGGAUGUAAAUCAAGUGUGCCAGCUGUGUUCAUUGGAGAAGAGUUUGUUGGUGGUUCUAAUGAGAUUAUAAGUCUUAAUGUUAGAGGCAAGCUCAAAAACUUGCUUCUAAAGGCUAAUGCUAUUUGGAUAUAG